Onthophagus taurus is the source of this 1347-nucleotide messenger RNA. RefSeq names its product Cyclin K (gene CycK). The record is from RefSeq and is a predicted model, not a curated record. Gene Ontology annotation, molecular function: cyclin-dependent protein serine/threonine kinase regulator activity. Gene Ontology annotation, biological process: regulation of transcription by RNA polymerase II. Lineage: Eukaryota; Metazoa; Arthropoda; Insecta; Coleoptera; Scarabaeidae.
GGGAUUAGUUCAUCCCAAAAUAGUGGUUUUUUCUUUUUAACAUUGGUACUAAAAACAGCAAGCUUUGACGUCUGUCAACUCAAUUAACCCAUAUUGUUAUAUUUUGUAUGGAUUUCGAUUAUUUAAUAAAAUAAAAAUGCCUUGUUGGUAUUACGAUAAAAAAGAAUUAAAAAAUACCCCCUCAUCGCAAGAUGGAAUAGAUUACGAUAUGGAAGUGAGAUACCGAAAAGAAGGUGCUCGGUUUAUAAUGAGUUUAGGUACAAAAAUGGAUUUGGGUUAUAACACAACAGCUACAGGAGUGGUAUAUUUCCAUCGAUUUUACAUGUUUCACUCAUUCCGACAAUUUCCUCGCUAUGUAACCGCUUGUUGCUGUUUAUUUUUGGCUGGAAAAGUUGAAGAAACCCCUAAAAAAUGUAAAGACAUUAUAAAAACAGCGCGGGGUUUAUUAUCCGAUCAAAAAUUCGCCCAAUUUGGGGCUGACCCGAAAGAGGAAGUUAUGACGUUAGAAAGGAUUUUGUUGCAAACUAUAAAAUUUGAUUUGCAAGUUGAACAUCCCUAUGGGUAUUUAAUUAAAUAUGCUAAAUGUUUGAAAGGGGAUAAAUCGAAAUUGGAGAAAAUGGUACAAAUGGCUUGGACAUUUGUAAAUGAUAGUUUAUGUACAACAUUAGCUAUUCAAUGGGAACCUGAAAUAAUUGCGGUUGCGUUAAUGUAUUUGGCUGGAAAAUUAAGUCAAUUUGAAGUUAUGGAUUGGACAGGAAGGACGCCCAAACACCUCCGAUGGUGGGAUAUGUUUGUGGAAGAUGUUACCAUGGAUUUACUUGAAGAUAUUUGCCAUCAAGUUCUCGAUUUGUAUUCACAAACCAGUAAUCAAGUUCCUGAUAGUCCUCCAUUAGCACCUCGAGUGCCAAAUCAACCACAACAACUACCUCCAACUCCAUUAAAACCAACAAAUGGGCAGGAAAAAACUGAACCAACACCUCCACCUAUUAACCCACCACCUCCAGAUAUCCCUCCACCAUUUCCAUUUGGUGCAAUGCCUCCUACUGAGCCCUAUAAUCCUUAUCCCUUUGCUGCACCACCAAUUCCCGCGCAUAUUGCACCACCACCCCCUGGCCCACCUCCACCUCAUAUUGCUGCUCCUCCUCCAAUUGGAGUUUUCCCACCAUUUGGGGGGCCACCGGGACAUUUUCCACCUCCAAUGCCGCCAAAUCCACCAAACAACUUUUAUACACCUCCUCCCAAUACUGGCGCACCACCACCUAAUAUGAGGCCUCCUUAUUAUAAUUCAUAGAUAUUUUAUUAAAUAUUAUUUGUGUUGAUUUAAUUAUUAAUAAGAAUAAAUUUUUU